Molecule: messenger RNA, 1566 nt
Organism: Penicillium subrubescens
Lineage: Eukaryota; Fungi; Ascomycota; Eurotiomycetes; Eurotiales; Aspergillaceae
Product: SET domain protein
Exons: 4
Coding region: 1-1566 (521 amino acids)
Molecular function (GO): protein binding
Source: RefSeq, a predicted model, not a curated record
AUGUCCACUUCCCCCACCAGCACUCCAGAGAUUCGCGAAAUGGAGACUCAAAUGGCUGAAGGGGAUUUCCCACGCUCACAAAUCCAAGAAGCGAUCGCUAAGUCCCACAAGAUCAUGUCGGCCAUAUACUGGGAUCUCAAUGCUACGUGGCAUAUGGAACGGAUCGUUGCCGCAGAUCCAUCUCUUGAGGAAGUAGAGCUUUACGAUAAGCAUUGUGCAGCGGUUCGAACCUUCUUAGAUCAUGCUGUAUGCUACAAGUAUGCUCACAUUUUCCAACCAACAGAACCAUUUCCAAAUGUCAAUCGGUGUCGCAAUUGGCUUUUCAGGCAUGGAUGGGUCUUAUUCACCAUGUGCGCGCAUUCUGAAGCCUUCCGAACCGCCUAUCUCGAGGAAACGACUUUUGUCUGGGACGAGCUAAGAAAGCUAAUCAGUGCUAACCAGCGUAGUAUUGAAGUUUUUGUCCGAUCUCGCAACAUUGACUGGAGGGGACCGCUUCUUAUCUACCUCCAAUUUGAUUUUCCAGACAUGCUCGAAGCAGUCAGCCCAAAGCUGAAUAUAGGAACGGAGCAUCCUCACCAUAUAGUCCAGACACUGGAUGGUUUUCUCAAGCGCCCUAUUCACGCCGGCAAGGCACAAACUAACAUCAACGGGUUGGUAUUCAAGCCUUCGCGGAAAGGGCAGAAGCAUCCCUUAUUGCGUCCCAAGAAGAUGGGACCCUGUAUGGCAUGCCCAAAGGUCUGCAAAUGCGAAGAGCCAGAAUUGGUAACCUGCUUCAACUGUGGCUCACAAAAAAUCUGUGACUGCCGUAUCGAGAGCAUGGCUGGUGAUUUGAUCGAACUGGUAGAGUAUCCUAUCAAAGGAACCGGAGUCCGGGCUCUGAGCAACUUCAAGGAGGGCACUAUCUUGGGUGAAUAUUUAGGUGAGGUUAUUCCCAUCACCAGGACUUGUAAUGACGACAUCUAUUCUAUGGCGCAGUCGGGCUUCCUUUCAAUAUGGAGCCAGGGAAUGCUUGGCCCAAACCCACUCGCCCAUACAACAUCUGCACAUCUUGGGAACUGGACCCGAUUUAUCAAUCACCACUGUGAGUCAAAUUGCUACUUCGAGUCGAUCAUGAUUGGUGAUAGAGUCACGACUAUUGUUAAGCUACUGAGACAGAGCAGUAAAUCUCACCUCCAGGUUACCCAAAUCAAAGGUCGAAAGAACGUUGUUCAAGAAAGUAGCACCAAGGAUAUAAUCGCCCCCACCAUCCUGGACUUCGACAAUACAUUGGUUCGUAGCCGGAUCAAGCAGAGGUCGCACAAUGAGGUCGUCAGCGCUAACGGGGAAGUUCAUGCCGCCCACAGUGAUGGCGAGCUUGGGUGCAGUGGCAUUGCAGGGAACUUCAUAAAAUCCGGUGGACGAGGCGAUGGUAGCAGGUAUGAGCGGACUUGGGUUGUGGUCUGGGAUCUUACCACUCGGAAGCAUGGCGAGAGUGGUAGCGGUAUCCACAAAGCCGACGAAGGAGGGGAAGAGGAGGAGUUGGUAUCGUUGGUUCCUCUAACGAUAGCACCGUCGAUGUUGAUGUAG